AUAAUUCCCAGCACUAUGUCCCUGCCUGUACUGGAGAAAAAGGGAGACAUAAUGUUGGGGGGACUCUUCUCCCUUCAUGACACAGUAGUGGAGCCCAGUCUAUCUUUCACAUCCUCACCUCCACCCACACAAUGCUCCAGAUUAAAUUUCCGCACUUUCCGUUGGAUGCAAACAAUGAUUUUUGCCAUUGAAGAAGUCAAUAGAGAUGGUAAACUCCUUCCAAACAUCACACUCGGUUAUAAGAUGUAUGACUCAUGCAGUACCCCGCAUCAGGCUUUGAAGGCUGCCAUGGAGUUAAUGGGAAGUGAAAAGGGUUUACCAGUUGAAGGAAAGAACCUGACUAAAGACGCCUGCCAUGGGACUGUACCAGUGGUGAUUGGAGACGGUGGCUCCUCUCAGUCUCUCGUUGUGGCUCAUUUCCUUGGAGUCUUCUAUGUGCCACAAGUUAGCUAUUUCUCCAGCUGUGCCUGCCUCAGUGACAAAAAAAAGUUUCCUGCCUUUUUGAGGACCAUGCCCAGUGACUUAUUCCAGGUAGAUGCACUAGUGCAACUUGUCAAGCAUUUUGGCUGGACUUGGGUGGGUGUGAUUGCAGGUGAUGAUGCCUAUGGCCGUGGGGGGGGCAAUAUCUUUGCAGAUGAGGUCAGAAAGUUAGGCGCUUGUGUCGCCAUUCAUGAGAUCAUUCCUAAGAAUCGAGCUCAGGCUGGCAUUUCAUCUAUUAUUUCCAACAUCCAGUCAUCUGGGGCUCAGGUGAUUUUAGUGUUUGCUGUGGAACAAGAUGCAGCAGCAUUGUUUGAUGAAGCACUUAGAGGUGGGCUCACUGGGAUACAGUGGCUGGCCAGUGAAGCUUGGAGCACAGCUGCUGUCCUCUCCACCCCCAGAAAGUACCACCAAAUCCUCCAGGGUACAAUGGGAUUUGCCAUUCAGCGAGCACACAUCCCUGGACUGAGAGACUUUCUACUUCAGUUGAAUCCCACAAGCCCAGAUGCCCAUGAUGACCCCUUCCUGAUACCUUUUUGGGAAGAAGUGUUUCAGUGCAGUCUGAGUGUGCAGGCUAAAGGUCUUAAUUAUGAAGCUAUGGGUAAACCUUUGUGCUCUGGAAAAGAAGAUCUCAGAAACAUUACAAAUAUCUAUUCAGAUGUGUCACAGCUAAGGAUUUCCUACAACGUCUAUAAAGCUGUAUAUGCUGUUGCCCAUGCACUGAAGGCCAUGAGAAGCUGUGUGAAAGGACAAGGACCAUUUCCUCAGCAGGCCUGUCCAGAUGCAAAAAACAUUCAGCCAUGGCAGCUACUUCAAUACACGAAACAAGUGCAAUACUUAACCUCUUUUGCUGAUGAAGUCAAGUUUGAUGAGAAUGGCGACCCUGCAGCCAUAUAUGACCUGGUUAACUGGCAGCUGACACCAAAUGGAGAAAUGGAAUUUGUCACUGUUGGCAAAUUUGAUGAGACAGCCACAACUGUAAACCAAAACCUUCAGAUCCAGGAACAAAAGAUUCUGUGGAAUGGAAACCAAGCCAAAGUUCCCUUGUCAGUAUGCAGCAACAUUUGUCCCCCAGGCACACGCAAGGCAAUCAGACCAAACUUCCCUAUAUGCUGCCAUGAUUGUGUGGCUUGCACAGCUGGGGAGAUUAGCAAUCAGACUGAUGCCAUAGAAUGUGUGCAAUGUCUACCAGAGUACUGGUCCACUGCUGAAAGGACUACCUGUAUCCCCAAACAAAUAGAGUUCCUCUCUUUUAGAGAUGCAAUGGGCAUUGCCCUGAUGGCUAUUGCUAUCAUUGGCUCCAUCAGCACCUGCAUUGUGGUCUUUAUAUUCUUCUGUCAUAGAAACACCCCUAUUGUCAGAGCCAACAACUCUGAGCUGAGCUUCCUGUUGCUCUUCUCUUUGACACUGUGCUUCUUGUGUUCUUUGACCUUCAUUGGCCAGCCUUCUAAGUGGUCCUGCAUGCUGCGUCACACAGCAUUUGGUAUCAGCUUUGUCCUUUCUAUCUCUUGUAUCCUGGGGAAAACAAUAGUUGUCCUAAUAGCCUUCAAGGCUACACUUCCAGGCAGUAAAAUUAUUAAAUGGUUUGGGCCUGCACAACAAAGAACAAUCAUUGCCUUUUGCACACUAGUUCAGGUAAUCAUCUGCACAGUGUGGCUGGUUGUUGCACCCCCAACUCCACACCAACUGAUGCCACGUGAAAGUGCUAUUAUUAUUUUGUUGUGUGAUGAAGGUUCACAAAUUGCAUUUGCUUUGGUCCUGGGCUACAUUGGCUUUUUGGCAUGCCUCUGUCUUCUUUUGGCCUUCCUGGCGAGGAAACUUCCAGACAACUUCAACGAGGCCAGACUCAUCACUUUUAGUAUGCUCAUUUUUUGUGCUGUAUGGGUAGCAUUUAUUCCUGCAUACAUUAGCUCUCCGGGAAAAUAUGCCACUGUCACAGAAGUGUUUGCUAUGGUGGCCUCCACUUAUGGACUGUUGGGCUGCAUCUUUGCACCAAAGUGUUACAUAAUCCUACUCAGGCCAGAAAAGAACACAAGAAAGCAAUUGAUGUCGAAACCUUCUUCUGGGAAAUUUUAA
Messenger RNA from Melanotaenia boesemani (Boeseman's rainbowfish), 2553 nucleotides. RefSeq names its product extracellular calcium-sensing receptor-like. Gene Ontology annotation, cellular component: membrane. NCBI's taxonomy places the organism in Eukaryota, Metazoa, Chordata, Actinopteri, Atheriniformes, Melanotaeniidae. Gene Ontology annotation, biological process: G protein-coupled receptor signaling pathway. The transcript is spliced from 10 exons. Gene Ontology annotation, molecular function: G protein-coupled receptor activity. The record is from RefSeq and is a predicted model, not a curated record. The coding region runs from base 16 to 2553 and encodes 845 amino acids.